AUGACUCACAGAGCAGAGGAAAAUAAGCAUCUAUCUAUCUAUCUAUCUAUCUAUCUAUCUAUCUAUCUAUCUAAUUCUAUUCAUUAUCUAUCUAUCUAUCUAAUUCUGUUCAUUAUCUAUCUAUCUAUCUAUCUAUCUAAAUUAAUGGCAGAACACAAGGAUUUCUUUUCUUCCUUCUUUCUCGGUAACUAUACCCUUUUUCUUUUCCGUUUAUAUUUAUUUUCGUAUUUUGUAACUAUACCGUCUUUCUUUUCCGUUCUUGAGUUAAUCUCGCUUCUUCUUCUUUUUAUUCUUCUUCUUUUUCUUCUUCUUCUUUUUCUUCUUCUUCUUUGUCUUUUAUUAUUUAUUGUUACUUUAUUUAGAUUUUGUAAUCAUCUUGUUCUUUCUUCUUUUUCUUCUUCAUCAUUUUCUUCUUUAUUGUCUUCUUCUUCGCCGUUGUCUUCUUUGACUUUUAUCAUUUAUUCUCUUUUAACCUUAUUCAUCAUCAUCUUCAUCUUCUUCGCUGUCUUUUUCUCUGUCUUUUAUUAUUUAUUCUUUUUUAAUCUUCUUCCAAUGCUUAAGUCUUGA
Acanthosepion pharaonis is the source of this 567-nucleotide messenger RNA. The record is from the annotation of a GenBank genome assembly. NCBI's taxonomy places the organism in Eukaryota, Metazoa, Mollusca, Cephalopoda, Sepiida, Sepiidae.